Zophobas morio is the source of this 681-nucleotide messenger RNA. RefSeq lists its product as uncharacterized. Gene Ontology annotation, molecular function: nucleic acid binding. The transcript is spliced from 2 exons. Lineage: Eukaryota; Metazoa; Arthropoda; Insecta; Coleoptera; Tenebrionidae. Gene Ontology annotation, biological process: DNA integration. The coding region runs from base 1 to 681 and encodes 226 amino acids. The record is from RefSeq and is a predicted model, not a curated record.
AUGGUCUCUGAUAAUGCUACAAUCUUCACCAGCGAAGAAUUUCAACAAUUUUGCAAGAAAUCAGGCAUCUUCUGUAAAUUUAUCGCUCCAGGACACCCUGCUACAAACGGAUUAGCAGAGAGAAACGUGCAAAUACUCAAGAAACGAUUAGCGGCAAUGAUCAACGAACCAGGAUCAAUCCGCAUGAAAGUGCAAGAAAUUCUUUUCAGGUACAGGGAAAAUGAGAAUCCGUCGCGUUCUUUUCAAGAGGGGGAAAGAGUGCAAGUACGACUUUUCAUAGCAAACAAGAAUGUAUGGCAAUUUGGGGAAGUCAAAAAGAAAUUAGGGAAAUACCAUUACCAGAUUAUGCUAGAUUCGGGAAGAAUGAUAAAAAGACACGUCAACCAGUUGAAAUCAACACUUGUGCAGAAGCCAGAUAAGAGGGUGAGAUUUGGUCCGACAGAAUCUUUCGACAUCCCAAGAAUUCCAAAAGCGGCCGUGCGAUGUCAACCUGACCCACAACCUUGUAAUCUUCAAGAACAUCCGCCAAAUAAUCCCGAAUUGAAUGAUCAGCCAGCAGAUCCAGAACGAACUAGACAAGAACUUCAACCCGACUAUGACCAAGCACAGCAAAGGAGACCUCAGAGGUUAAGACGCAAACCCAAUUGGACUUGUGAUUACGACAUGGAAUGUUUCAAUUAG